AUGGUGAGGCCCAUGGCGGCCGCGCUGCAGCGGCAGGCGUCGAUCAAGAUCGGCGAGGAGGGGCACGCGGAGGCGGUGUCGGCGCUGUACCCCAAGGAGCAGGGGAUGCUGCUCGUGGGCGUGUACGAGAUCCUGAAGCCCCCCGCGCAGCACACCAUCGCCAAGAGCCUGCACCGCAGCGGGGAGCAAGCCCCGAAGCCCAGGCUCCUGGCGCUGGUGUUGCGGCCCGAGACUGCUGGCGGAGCGGAAACGAGCCAGUACCGUGCUCGCCUGGACCUGUUCAAGUUCAGCACGCAAGGCGGAAAGACGCAGUAUGAUAUCGAGAAGUCGAUCACGCUGGCGAAUCUGACCAGUAUGUCGGUGAAGGAGGUUGCAUUUGCCAGCUCGCGGACCCAGCGCGCGCCGCCAUCACCGCCAUACAGCCGGCAGUACCUCAUCAGCCUCACGCUGGACUCGGGCAAGGCCCGCUCGUACUACUCCUCGCAGGAGAAGGGCAGCUUCGUCGCGAAGGACGAGACCAGCCGCUUGCGCCUGUGCUCGCUCAUCUUCAACGCCAUCAAGCUGCUCGAGGACCGCGAGACCUCCCUCCAGGGCAUCCACGCCGCAGAGAUGCAGUCCUGGUGGCGCCUCCACGAGGCCGACCCGGACGUCGCGGCCGUCCUCGCCGCCGCAUCCAAAGACGGCGUUGUCUCCGCGCAGGACGGCGAGACGGCGGCGGAGGAGGGCGCGGCGGGGGCGAUGGGCCGCGCGCUGCUGUCGGAGGACGAGGAGCGGGACCUGGAGGAGUUGAUGGGGGUGUUCGACAUGGGUGUCAGUUCCCUGGGGACCUUCCGGCAGCGCCUGCAGCAGGAGCUCGUGGCGCUGGAGGCCGCGAACGUGCACGCAACGCUCGAGGGCGGCGACCUGGCCUCGCGCGUGGCGCACACCAUCCAGGUCAGCGAGGGUUCGCUGGAAGACCUUGAACAGUGGCUGGGAAUCUUCAAUGUCAAGCUCAAGCACAUGCAGGGCGACGUGUCGACCAUCGAGGCGUGGAACAACCUCCUCGAAACGCAGUCCCAGAACCACCGCAAGCUCCUCGAACGCAUCUCCGAGCUCCUGAACAUCACAUCUUUCGACCAGCGGCAGCGCGCGAUGCUCACCGCCGCGCCCCUCGAGCCGCGGCUCGUCCCGGAGAUCGUCGCGGCGGGCUGGGAGCUCGACUCCGCGCUCCGGCGCUGCCGGCCGAACCCGGCGCUCGCGAAGAUCGGGCCGGGGGCGGAGGCGAACGCUGAGACGAGCAAGAAGGGGGGAGAGUCGAGUGGAGACCCCCCCGAGGGUCUCCCGCCCGAGCUCGCGCAGGUGGCAUUCAUACGGGAAUUUCGCUCGGACAUGGCCGCGGUGCGCGACGCGUUCGUGCACCGCGCUGCCGAGGCCGUGCGGGGCCGCGUGUCGGCGCUCGUCAACAUGGCGACGGCGCGGAUCAACGCGAAAGCCGCGCCGUCGAUCGGACGGAUCUUCGCCGACCUCAACAGCUUCGCGCCGCUGGUACCGCUCCUGACCACGCUGGACAGCAGCGUGUCCAUAUCCCUCCAGCACUCGGCCUGCGCGCAGCUCAACACCCUCCUGUGCACCUACCUCGCUGCGCUGACCGCCUCCCUGCGCGCGGCGUCCGAAGACCGCCCCCCCGCGGACUCCACGUCUGGCCAGCCCCCGCCCCCACAAGCCGCGGACCAGAGCACCGGCUUCCGCCUCGUGCCCUCCGCGCAACCUAUGCUGCAGCGGGUUGCGUCGCGCAAGGGCGCACAGCGCGACGACUGGGACGCCGCGGGCCUCCAGAGCAUGCCCGACGCCGCAGAUCUCCUCGGCGACGCGGACGACGGCGAACUCCACGCCACCGCGCUCCAGCAGGACGCGCUCGUUCACGGCGCUCUCGAGCGCUUCGUGCCGGACCUCCUGCUGUCGUGCCGAGGCGUGCUCGAGGUGUUCGGGAGCGCGAACGCUCACGACAAGGCCGCGGGCGAGACGCCGCGGGCAUCGCGGCGCGACACCGUGGACACGCACAGCGCCGAUGGGUCCCCGAUGCACUCUGGACGGUCUGCGACGAGCCCCGGGGGGCGGACGCCGUCGGAGCACGACCGCGCGCUGCUCACGGCGCUCACGCGCGGGCUACCGGACGAGAUGGGGCGCGCGCUGUCCAUUGCGGUCGCGCGCGACGCGCUGUCAGGGUUGGCGCUGGCUGCGACGUUCUCGCACUGGGCGCAGCGGCUCGAGGGCGACCGGGACGCGGAGGUCGUGCGGGACUUCGUGCAGAUCAGCGGCGUGGCGACGCGGCAGCUGCUGGAGCGCGCCGCGGCCGCGCAGGAGGCGAGUUUGGGCAAGGUGUUGCCGCCACGUACCAAGCAGGGACAGUCGCGGGUGCUUCCGGCGCUGGUGCGGUUCUUCGGGCUCGCGCGCCGGACGCUGUCGCUGCUGGACGAGCACGCGCAGGGCCGGACGGGGGCGGCCGGCGCGGGCCCGGGCUCGCCGUCGUCGCCGGGGGGGGGUUCGGGGCGCGCUGCGGAGGACUCCCCCGCGCUCCGGCCGCCCGUGAUCCGCGUGACGCUCGUGGGGGGCUCCGGCGUGUCCGCGCUCGAGCGGCUCGCGGCCGAGGCGUGGGUGUCGGCGCCGAGCGCCGGCGGCGGCGCGGCGGCGUCGCAGCGGCUGCGGGAGGGGCUUGGGCUGCCGCCAGGCAGCAGCGCACGGCGGGAGAAGUCGCUCGGACAGCUGCAGUUCGUCGCGUCGUUCACGGGGCUGUCGUCGCCGAACACGCCGCCGCGGCUGCUGGCGGACCGGAUCCUCGUGCGGCUCGCGGCCGCGGUGUUUACGUCGCUGGAACAGGCAGCCGCCGCUGACAAGAAACGCCAGGCUCGGAUCCGGCUCGAGAACUACGCCUUCGCGACGCGGCACCUCGAGGCGAUCGCGCAGUCGUCGGAGCCCUUCGACGGCGUCCUGCGCGCCUGCCGUGCUGUCGAGGACGCCUGUCAGCGCGACUACGUCGGCCACCUCAUGGACCGGGGCGGCUUCGCUCCCAUCGAGGCGAAGGCCCGCGGCCUCGAGGCUCUCGUCGCCGACGUCGGAGAGGCCGAGGUUGUCUUCUACCCCGGUAUGUCGUACGACGACGUCGUGGACGUCCUCGCACCCGCGCUGCGCGGCGCCGAGCGGCGGCUGCAGUCGCUGCGGGAGAAAGUGGAGCAGCAUCUCGAGACGUCGUCGCCGGCGCUGAUAGAGCGCGUGUGGGGCCAGCUGCGGGAGCGGUUGGUCGGGUGCGUGCGGCAGCUGGAGGACCUGGUGCAGCGGUGUCAUGGCGAGCAGCUGCGGCCGUCGCCGGAGGAGGUGGAGGAGCUUUUCCGCGCCGUGUGA
This is a messenger RNA of Pedinophyceae sp. YPF-701, 3378 nucleotides long. Lineage: Eukaryota; Viridiplantae; Chlorophyta; Pedinophyceae. The record is from the annotation of a GenBank genome assembly.